CCUCUGCUCUGCGGCUCAAGCAGCAGCAGAAGAAGAAAAUCAAGAUGGCGGAGCGCGGCUACAGUUUCUCUCUCACCACAUUUAGCCCCUCAGGUAAACUGGUUCAGAUCGAAUAUGCUUUGGCUGCUGUAGCUGCUGGAGCCCCUUCAGUGGGCAUCAAAGCUUCUAAUGGAGUUGUGCUGGCGACUGAGAAGAAACAGAAGUCAAUUUUGUACGAUGAGCAGAGUGUCCACAAAGUGGAGCCCAUCACUAAACAUAUAGGCAUGGUCUACAGUGGGAUGGGACCUGACUACAGGGUUUUAGUGCGACGAGCCCGUAAGCUGGCGCAGCAGUACUACCUGGUGUACCAGGAGCCGAUACCCACAGGCCAACUGGUCCAGAGGGUGGCCUCUGUAAUGCAGGAGUACACACAGUCUGGUGGUGUGCGUCCAUUUGGUGUGUCAUUGCUGAUAGCAGGAUGGGACGAGGAUCACCCCUACUUGUUUCAGUCUGACCCCUCUGGGGCAUAUUUUGCGUGGAAAGCCACAGCUAUGGGAAAGAACUAUGUCAAUGGAAAAACAUUCCUUGAGAAAAGAUACAACAAUGACCUGGAGUUAGAGGAUGCCAUCCACACAGCCAUCCUUACAUUGAAGGAGAGUUUCGAGGGUCAGAUGACAGAGGAGAACAUCGAGGUGGGGAUUUGCAACGAGGCUGGUUUUAAAAGACUCACCCCGGCUGAGGUGAAAGACUACCUGUCUGCCAUCGCAUGAACCCACCCUCCUCGAUGGCCACUUUACAGGACAGAAACUCAGCGGCACAGUAGUCGAAAGUCACGUGGGACAUUUUUGUAAACAAAUUAUUUAGAUACAGUAGUUUGCCUUAACUACAUUACAGUUGAAGUGUUUUUUAUGCUCUACAAACACGGGUUUUCAGUUUGUCACCAAAUGUCAGUGUAUACCAGUUUGCCCAAUGAAAUUGUUGCCACUCAUGAAUACAUUAAUUAAACUGAUUGUAGUUGUGAUGUGACAGAUGAUUAAAAAUGCUGAUUGAAUUUACUCCACAUAUACAAUAGUAAUUAAAAACAAGGCUAUUUGCUACUGUGCUGAAAAAUUCCAGCUCUGAUGAGUAAAAUCUCAAGUCUUUCAUUGAAUCCUCCUUUUUUAUUGCUCAUUAUUGUUGUUAAGGCAGUUUGUGGGGUUUGGAGAUGAAGUGCUGAUUAUCAAUUUUUAGAUUUUUAUUUUAUUUUUUACAUAAAAGUGUGGCGUGUCACCUACUGUUGCACAAAUAGCAAAACAUUUGCAUAAUAGAAAUCAGACUUCAUUUACCAAAGAGCACUUAUUGAAAUCCUGUUAAUCCUCAAAGAGUUUGAAGGUGAAUAAACAAAAAUAAGCAAGGAUAGGAGAAUCUAAUGGACAGGCUUUAGAUUUUCACUCAGGAUCUGUUUCCUGUAACUGAUCUAUUCUUAUUUUUCUGGUGAACAGUUCUUAAAUUUGCAAUUUAUUUUCUGUUUUUUGUCACUUCAAAUAAAAUGUGGUGAGCUGUUGA
Austrofundulus limnaeus is the source of this 1524-nucleotide messenger RNA. Its product is annotated as proteasome 20S subunit alpha 2. Gene Ontology annotation, biological process: ubiquitin-dependent protein catabolic process. The record is from RefSeq and is a predicted model, not a curated record. The transcript has 8 exons. Gene Ontology annotation, cellular component: proteasome core complex; proteasome core complex, alpha-subunit complex. The coding region runs from base 45 to 749 and encodes 234 amino acids. Lineage: Eukaryota; Metazoa; Chordata; Actinopteri; Cyprinodontiformes; Rivulidae.